This is a messenger RNA of Plutella xylostella (diamondback moth), 3625 nucleotides long. Its product is annotated as importin-13-like protein cdm. Gene Ontology annotation, biological process: protein import into nucleus. Gene Ontology annotation, cellular component: cytoplasm. NCBI's taxonomy places the organism in Eukaryota, Metazoa, Arthropoda, Insecta, Lepidoptera, Plutellidae. Gene Ontology annotation, molecular function: small GTPase binding. The record is from RefSeq and is a predicted model, not a curated record.
AAUUUCACAGACUAUAUCAAAUUUGUGUGGAUUUGAGACGAGAAUUUCGCUUUUGCCGUGAUUUAUUUUUGGAGGAAAACAUUGAGGAUUACGUAUUUUGUAUUGUGUGUGUUGUUGCUCCAAGCAAUGAGCGUCUAGUUAGUAACCACCGCACAAUAUUAUUUGUUUAGUUUAGCUUAUUCAGCACUGGGGAUCUGACCUACGGUCUUUCGCAAUUCGGAUCUCAUUAUUAUGUACUAAAACAUAUUUGGAGCUCCUGAAACCAGUGUUUGAAUAACCGAUUCGAUGGAGAAUCAGUACACUGUACAGAAUUUAGAGUAUGCGGUAUCGGUGUUUUACAAUAGUGAACAUAAUGAGAGGGCACAGGCUCAUCAAUGGCUCACGACGGCGCAGCGCUGCCCCGAGGCCUGGAGCUUCGUGUGGGAGCUGCUGCAACCUACCAAGCCUACAGAGGUGCAGUUCUUUGCGGCUACCACUCUGCACACCAAGUUGUUGAGAUGCUGGGGAGAGGUGCCAGAGGAAAGCCAUGAAGAGCUGAAGAACAAGAUAUUACAUGCAGUUCUGUCCUAUGCUAAAGGACCUAAAAUUGUUUUGAACCGUCUUUGCAUUAGUUUGGCAGCAUUUAUCCUGCAGCAAGCCUCAACUGACUUGGUGUCUAUACUGAGCCCCCUGUCGGCGGCGGAACACCGGCCUCUCUUACUUGAAGUACUCACUGUGAUACCUGAAGAGUUCAACAGCAUGACAAUGUUAUCACCACUGAGGGUGAAGAACAGAAUUAUUUUACAAAAAGCCUGUCCUGCGGUCCUUGAUGAUAUGCUGCAGUGUUUACAAAGUGUUUAUAGCAAAGAGCCGCCAUCAGAAGAGACGAUCCAGUGGUGGUGGCUGGCGGCGCUGUGCUGCGGCAGCUGGCUCACUCUCGGCGCGGACGAGGCGUCGCCCGAGCGAGGCAUCAGUGUGGACCUGGCACAGCGAUUGCCACUGGUUAACGCGCUGUUCAGCGUCGUUCAACAACUUUACACGCACCACGAAGUGAUCAGCGACUCGGCACUAGAAGCAUGUGAGGCGGCAUUAAGUGCGGUGCGCGCGGCCGGCGCAGCCCCUGACGCGGCGAGGAGCCCCGGUGCGGCCCUGCAGUUGUUGAGCGAGUUGGCAGCCCUAGCCGCGCCCAUACUGGCCAGGGAUAACGUGCCUAACUCUAUCAAUGAGGAAUUACUCUCCGCUAUCGCGACCUGCGCCGUAUCGCUCACCGAGUGUCAUUCCCGGGCCAUCGUCACAGCCAUAGAGAGAGAGGGUCACUCCGGGGCAUUACAGACCCUCGAGUUGCUGCUAGCGAGCCAGGCGGCCCCCGGACACUACCCCGUGCACGAGACGCGCUCGCAUCUAGUCACCGCCGUGUGGUACACCGUGCAGGACGAGAUCCUGUGCCUGUCUCCCAGCCCGGGCGCGGCGUGGCGCGGGCUGUUCUCCCGGCUGCUGCGCGCGCUGCUCACCAAGAGCGAGGCGCCGGCGGAGCAGCUGGCGCGGGACGACGCCGAGCUGCUGCGCUGCUACCGGCAGGACCUGGCCGACACCGCCAUGUACUGCUUCGGCGUGCUAGGCGACUACAGCUUCACAAUCAUCGAGUCGGCCUGGCGGGAAGCUACCACUGACUGCCGGCGAGAAGCCUGUCUACACAUUCUACUGGCUCUGGGAGACACGACGCCGCAGAGCAAGGCGCCGGGCGACCUCAUAGUGAUGUUGGAGCACGCGGUCAACACGGCCGCGAGCUGUGAGGACAAGGAGCUGUGCAAUACUGCGCUGCACUGCUUAGGCGCCUACUCCUGGUGGCUAAGCAGUAUGGACGACAAAGGACCCACGUUAGCGAUGUCAGCGCUGCGCGCAGCGGGCGCGGCGCUAGACCGAGCGCCUCAAGCAGCGGCUUUAGCGCUGAAGAAACUCAGUACGGAGUGUAGCGGCAUCGCCGCGCCGCUGGCCGCAGAGAUCGUGCAGGCCGCUCAGAGUCCCCGCGGGUGCGGCGACGCGUGGGUGCGGCGGCAGCUGCUGGGGGCGGCGGGGGCGGCACUUUCGGCGGCCGCGCGCCCCCUCUCCGCGCCGCUGCUGCGCGCGCUGGCCGACUCCAUACACAUAGAGCUGCUCGCACAGGCAGCAGACCCAACAAAGAGCCACGGCGGCGCGGAGGCGGCGGCGGCCCUGAUGACGUCACUGAAGGCUCGCAGCGACCUCGCGGCCGACCUGUUCUCGGUCAUACUGCCCGCGCUGCCGCCCUUCGCGGAACAUGCCGCUUUGGUGCCGCCCCUAUUCCUGAUCCUGAACCAGACGAUAUCAAUCCUGAUGGACGACUGUCUGCCCAUGAUGGAGCACAUCGCGCGGCUCGCGGCGCGGGCGAGCGAGACGCACCAGUGUGCGAGCGGGAUAGACGUCGUCAAGUUGAUAGUACUAAUGUUCGGCAACCAAUGGCCGGGCUGCCCCAGCCUCCUCCACGGCACGGUAUCGGCCGCCGCCCGCGCCUGCGCAAGUGACGCGGCCGGGCGCAGUGACGUCACCGAGGCGCUGUUCAACGCGCUACAGAGUAUUACCAAGAAGAAGCCGAGAUAUGUGGACUCUUUGGAGGAUUUGCUGCCGGAGUUGGUGGAUUUGGCCUGCAACUGCAUCCGCCUAUGGGAGGCGGGCGCGGCGCGGGCGGCGUGCGGCUGGCUGGGGGCGCUGGCGGGCGCGCGCCCCGCCGCGCUGCUGCCCCGCGCGCCCGCCCUCACCGCCGCCGCCCUUCGCUGCAUAGGAGGCCUAACCCCCCGCAACCAAGUGGAGCCGCUAGCGGAGCUCCUACUAGCGCUGAACCGCGCGUCGUUCGGCGGUGGCGGGCUGGCGGCGUGGCUGCGCGGCGCGCUGGGCCAGGCGCACUUCCCCACGCCGCACGCCGCCGACCACCACAAGCUGGCCUUCAUCAACAACGUGCUCAAAGAAAAAAGCAGCAAACGACGUCUGUUAGAAACAGUUCAAGAAUUCUCACUCGUAUGUAGAGGCCUCAUUGGCACGGAGUAUGCCAGACAGACUCUGGCCGCCAAACAACUCAUCGCCUAAACUAAACCUACUAUACUUUAAGUAGCAAUAUUAUUUAUUAACUCUGUAAAUACUGUUAUUAGGAUCUCUAAUCAAUUAUAAACAAUAAGUCAUGUUUAAAGUGUACAUUUAUUUUAAAAUAAACUAUGAUUUAAGUAUAAAUUCAGCAAUAGUAUUCUUUAGUAACAUAAUUUUUAAACCCGAACAUUAAAAUAAAACUAAACAUGAUUUUUACACAUAUAAAUAUAAAUUACAUGAUAAGGGUUUAUGAAGCCUCCAAAACAUAUUAGAAUCAGGAAAUGUAGUACGCAAAGUAGGUAUGAGUUGAUAACAUUGAAAUAUAUCAACAGACGGAUACAAAAUCGAUUUCAUAUUCAACAAAAUAAACUCAUACUUUAGCCGUACAGCUAUUGGUCUUUUCUACAAUAUGAAAUAAACAGGUACAAUACAUGACACAAUUUUAGCUUUUUGAGAUCAUCAAUGAAUUCAAUGUUUAUUUUCAGAUAAAUAUAAUCACAAUUUAAUAAACAGACCCUCUUACAAUAUAAUAUAAAAAGAGUUAAUUUCU